AUGUACCGCCCCAAUUCUCUGUGGACGUGGUCUUUCUGCAUUGUCACCCUUGUCCAAACGAUCAUUACACUCGCCCUGGAGUGUUAUAUUUUCGUAAAUUUCCAGGUCCAACUGCUCCCAUCGGCCGCCACGACGACUGCCUCAAAACCCAUUCCAACCUUCCUAGCCCUCUAUAGCUUCGGGUUCAUCUAUGAGCUGAUUCUCGUUUACGAUGCGCUACGCCUUAAGAACACUAUUCAGGUCAUCGGACUGUGCAUGUGCAAUAUCGGGUUGUUGAUUUACGGGGCCGUGCAGGUGCAACAAAUUCGCGAUGCUGUACAAAUUCUCUGGGACAAUGGUGCUAUUGCGGAAAAUGUCUGGGGAGAAACAGAGCCUUUCCUUAUCAUCAUCCCCUGCGUUGUGGCUAUGGGUUCAAUUUUGAUGGUGAUCGUUGCCUGGAAACUAUACGACGAGUUCGCAUGGUCUAUCUACAAACAUAUCAGCGCCGAUCUGCGAAUGAAGCGCCGGUAUCUGACUUAUCAGAUCUAUAUCUCGCUUCUGAAGUUCGACUUCUUCUUCUUCCUUGGUUUCACCGUUCAAUUCGUCGUUAUCGUCACGAAUAAGACCGACAUAGAAUUCGCCCUUACACUAGCUGCCAUUCCCGUGACGAUUAUAAUUCUGAUCUGCGCGGCCUUCUUCGUGCGGCGCGAAAGUUCGAUCGGCAUGAUUGUUGUCAUUCUCCUUUACUUCGCGGCCAUGGCCUAUUUCUUGUUCAAGCUAGUCCGGAUGUACCAGCCUGGUACUUAUGACCUAUAUUUGACUGCUCGGCGCUCUUUGACAUUCUUCGCCGUCAUCACCCUUGUGCUCAUCGUCAUCACCAUUAUCAACGCCUGUGUGUGUAUGCACAACUUCCACAAGGGCCUGAAGCAACAUGUACACAAGAAGAAGACGCAGAACAAAGAGGGCAAGACCACUGAGCUGUCCUCCAAUAUCUCUUCUGGCCAGGUGCCUACUCGAAUGAUGAUCGAUUGA
Aspergillus aculeatus ATCC 16872 is the source of this 1011-nucleotide messenger RNA. RefSeq lists its product as uncharacterized. The coding region runs from base 1 to 1011 and encodes 336 amino acids. Lineage: Eukaryota; Fungi; Ascomycota; Eurotiomycetes; Eurotiales; Aspergillaceae. The transcript is spliced from 4 exons. The record is from RefSeq and is a predicted model, not a curated record. Gene Ontology annotation, cellular component: Golgi apparatus.